Manacus vitellinus (golden-collared manakin) is the source of this 1712-nucleotide messenger RNA. It is a transcript of the gene TRDN, whose product is annotated as triadin. The transcript has 15 exons. Gene Ontology annotation, cellular component: sarcoplasmic reticulum; membrane. Bases 447 to 1712 code for a protein of 421 amino acids. The record is from RefSeq and is a predicted model, not a curated record. NCBI's taxonomy places the organism in Eukaryota, Metazoa, Chordata, Aves, Passeriformes, Pipridae. Gene Ontology annotation, molecular function: signaling receptor binding.
CUGCAAUUAUGCUGGACAGGCUGCAGAAGCACUGAGCAGUUCUUUCCCAGUUCUUUUGAUUUUUGUUGCCUUUCCAUGAGUUCCUGUCCUGUUUAGAGCUGUGUCUUUUUACUUUUUAUUUGUAGUGUGCAUGGUUCUGAGGACAUUAGAAAAAUGUACUGAAGGUUCACUGUGAGGCGUGGCUAUUUUUGUUAGAAGCUGAUACUUUAGACUGAGCUUUAAGUGGUGCCUCUGGAAGACCUUGGGUUGCUGUGAGAGGGCAGGAUUCUGCAGAGGAAAAAGACAUUUCAGAGGGGCACAAAAGAAGAAGGAACACAAUUAGACAAAGCAGAGGACCUCCCUCCUUCUCAUUCUGCAGCUCCUGCAAGAGCCAGCAACCCAGAAGUACAGUCUAAGCUGCCACAGUAGAUCUUGACCAUUUUAACAGAGUAUCUCUUACCAUCAUCAUGGCCGAGAUUACAGCAGAAGGACAUAUGUCUACAACUACAACAAUAAUAGAUGGUAAGAAUGGAUCCGUUCCUUCAUCAUCCAUGAAAGUGGGCAAGAAAUCAGUUACAGAAGACCUCGUGACAACAUUCAGCUCACCAGCAGCAUGGCUUCUCGUUGUUGCUCUGAUUAUUACCUGGUCAGCAGUAGCUAUUGUAAUGUUUGACUUGGUGGAUUACAAAGACUUGGCAGCUAUAGACACCUAUUCACAACAUUGCGAUGAUCCCUGUUUACCACCUGGAAGAUCUGUUAACAAGCUCAGCACAGAACCACUGAGAAUCAUUCAUGAGACACUGGAAGAAUCUGCUGAUUGGAUUUAUGGCUUUUUUUCUUUACUGUCUGACAUCGUAUGGAGUGAUGAUGAUGAUGACAGUGAUGAAGGUGAAGUGGAACCUUCCAUGAAAAAAGAAAUUCAAAAAGAGGAAACGGAGAGAUACGAAAAACGAACACUGACAAAGGCAAUUCAGAGAGAUAAACCUGAAAAACAAGAAAAAACUGAGAGGAAGGAGCCCCUAAAGGUGACACAUAAAGACAAACUGGAAAGACAAGAAAAACCUGAAAAAAAGGAAAGGCAUGCAGCUAUUCACAAAGACAAACCUGAAAAGCCAGAAAAACCUGAAAAGAAAACACCUACUAAAGGUAAAACAGAUUUAACUCAAAAAGACAAACCUGAAAGACAUGAAAAAGCUGAAAAGAAACCUCCUCCUCCUAAAGAGGAGAAGAAAGUAAAGAGCACUAAAGUGGAAGCAAAACUUAAAAAGGAAGUGAAGGAUGGAAAAGGAGAAACAAAGGCGGCCGAGAAAGUCAAGCAGGCAGAGAUUAAACCAACAGAAACUGGGCUAAUAAAGGCCAAAACGAAAGUUAAGGAGGAGAAAGCUCUUCAGACUGUAACUAAAUCGGACAAGAAAGAUCAAUAUGCGUUCUGUCGCUAUGUGAUUGACAUGUUUGCGCAAGGGGAUUUUUAUCCAGGACAUAAGGAAUUUGUACCACCUCGUCUUCUUCUAGAACACAGUCCAAGAAAGAAACCAGCAGCUGUUGACGAAGAAAAGUCUAUUGUGGUACCCAGAGAAGUGAAAAAGAGAAAAGAGGAAAAGAAGAAGACUGAUGAAAAAAGGAAUAAGACUGAAAUAAAGAUGAAAGGUAUGAGUUGGAAAUGUUUCUCACUGGCCUUAUUCAGCUUUUACUCACACUCCUGGCUCAUUUAUCUUUGUUUUCUGAUGUGUUAA